Molecule: messenger RNA, 1662 nt
Organism: Uloborus diversus
Lineage: Eukaryota; Metazoa; Arthropoda; Arachnida; Araneae; Uloboridae
Product: zinc finger protein 883-like
Exons: 1
Coding region: 1-1662 (553 amino acids)
Source: RefSeq, a predicted model, not a curated record
AUGUCGCUGCCGGACGACGGAGAAGUGGAAUUCCAGCAUGUUUAUCUCAUGGUGGAGGAGGACAUUAAGCCUGACAUCUCGAAUCUCCAGGUGGAGGAGCUCGAGGAGGAAGAAGAUAUUAAGCCUGAAAUUCUAUAUCUGCAGGACGAGGUCUGCCGACGGGAAGUCGUCGUUAAGUCUGAAAUUCCGGAUUUGCCGGACAAUCAGGAGGACCUGACGUGUAGCGUGUGCGGGAAAACCUUCCAACAGCUGGUUAAACUCCAGAGACAUUACGUCACUCAUGUCGUCAACAAGCCUUACCAGUGCCACCAGUGUGAUAAUAGUUACUUCAACAAGCGGAAUUUAAUGAAGCAUUUGCACGUCCAUACCAACGUCAAGCCUUUUGCGUGCAGUCUGUGCCCUAAGACCUACUCGGCCAAGAGCAGCCUGGACCAGCACUUCAAGAACCAUUGUGAUAAUAGCUACAUUUGCAAUGCCUGCUGCGAGGUCUUCAGCGUGCUGAAAGUCUUGGAGCGGCACGAGCGGGUUCACUUCGUGCCGGAUCCGGGCUCGGACGCGUACGUCUGUGCCGUCUGCGGCGAGUGGUUCGGGUUCAAACCCGCGCUGGAGGAGCAUUACGAGGAGCAUCCCGCCGUGCAGACUUUCCCGUGCACCACUUGCGGAGUCGAGUUUUUCUUCUACCACCGGCUCGUGAAACAUGAGUUGACCCACGACGAGAAGGAGCGGUGCUGCGUCUGCGGCUCGACCUUCCCGAAGAGGUCGGAGCUCUUCCGGCACGAGAAGACCCACACCCAGGCGCGGGUUUUCGAAGGCGGGAUCGUUUAUGCGUGUGACCUCUGCGAAGAGUCGUUCCUGAUAAAGAGCGACCUUGAAGAGCACUAUAAUGUGCACGAUCGGGAACCUGGGUUUCGCUGCGGCGUGUGCGGGAAGCGGUUCACCAUGAGCUACGUCCUCCAGAAGCACCGCUGCGACGACUCGGAGUACCGCGUCCACCGGUGCGAGCGCUGCGACAAGUUCUUCCGGCGCGGCGCCGACCUGCGCCGGCACCGGUAUGUGCACGAGGACCGCCCGCACCAGUGCCACGUGUGCCUCAAGCGCUUCGGCACCAAGUGGGCGCUGCGGCACCACUCCAAGAUCCACACGCAGGAGCGCCAGUACCGCUGCGAGUUCUGCGGGUUGUCCUUCACGCGGCGCGACAACAUGGAGCGCCACUAUGCGCGGCACAUGCCCGAGAAGCCCUUCCGCUGCAACCGCUGCCCCAAGGCCUUCACUCGAAAAGCGAACCUGAUGAUGCACGACCGGCUGCACGGGAGCGCCGGCGUGCACAAGUGCGACCACUGCGAGGACUCCUUUACAUCCAAGAUGUUGCUGUGGAAACACAGCAAGGCGGCACAUCCGCAGGUGCGGCGCCACUAUGCGUGCGACCUGUGCUUCAAGACGUUCACCAUGAAGCACUCGUACGAGCGGCACUACAAGCUGCAUACCGGCGAGCGGCCCUACAAGUGCGAGUUCUGCGAGAAGGAGUACAUCCAGAAGAAGAACCUGCUGCAGCACCACUUCUAUCACCACGUGGGCAGGGAGCGGCCCGGCACGGGUGACGACGUCGAGGACGCCUUGAACGAUGAAACCUUGAAUGACGACACCUUGAUGAUGACACCUUGA